AAGUCUUAUCAUAUUCACAUUUAAAACACAACAGAGUUCAGCGGAGUAAGUUAAAUAAUUUAGAAACGUUUAGUGUUGAUUUAACAAGAACAAAAUGUGGUUUAAGAGUUUUAUGUGCUGUGUUAUUUUGGCUCAAGUGAUCGCCUAUUCAACAAAGGGAAUUGAAUCAAGUGGAAAUAAGCUAAUAAGUCGAAAUAUUGUUGAAGUCCCUCCAUCGACCAGGAAUGAGCUUCCUUGCCUCGCAAUCGGAGGGAAUUGUUUAAACAUCAACCUGUGCCCUGAAGACAGGCGAUCACUGGUUAAAGGGUUGUGUCCUGCGCAAGAACAGCAAGACAUUGAUUGUUGUGACCUAAGAUCUUUAACGGGUGAAGCAUGUGCUAAAAAUGGAGGGAUGUGUGUUUCUCGUUAUGAAGAUUGUGAUGAAAAAAUUACGUUCUUCGAGGGUGGUGAUUGCACGAUAAAUGAAAAAUGCUGCUAAUGAAUAAAUCAUAACAGAAAAAUGAGAAUCUGCUUUAAAAAUAUGCUUAUGCAUAAAAAAUAAAGCUUAAAAAAUUA
Molecule: messenger RNA, 555 nt
Organism: Papilio xuthus (Asian swallowtail)
Lineage: Eukaryota; Metazoa; Arthropoda; Insecta; Lepidoptera; Papilionidae
Exons: 3
Coding region: 95-478 (127 amino acids)
Source: RefSeq, a predicted model, not a curated record